Molecule: messenger RNA, 3936 nt
Organism: Xiphias gladius (swordfish)
Lineage: Eukaryota; Metazoa; Chordata; Actinopteri; Istiophoriformes; Xiphiidae
Gene: slc25a17l
Product: peroxisomal membrane protein PMP34
Exons: 9
Coding region: 330-1277 (315 amino acids)
Cellular component (GO): peroxisomal membrane
Molecular function (GO): AMP transmembrane transporter activity; FAD transmembrane transporter activity; FMN transmembrane transporter activity
Source: RefSeq, a predicted model, not a curated record
AAGAAGAAGAAGAAGAAGAAGAAGAACAAACACAACAACAACAACCCUCGAAGGCGGAAGAAAGAGACUCUCGCACCGGAUCGACCAAUGACCGAAGAGCGGGAGGGAACAUUGCGCGAUAGUUUCACUCUCUUCAUUGCUUUCUCUUCUUCGUCCGCUCCUGGGUUUGUAGUCACCAUGGGGCUGUAGCUGUUAACAUUUACCAAACUCCCCCGACGGUUUCCACAGCUAGACAAACCGGACCGACCACUCGCCGUCUCCCCUCGCGUCGCUCCGCGGUUACUUCCCGGCGUCUAGUGCGUGUGGUCUGAACGGGAGAGGCGGCAGGGAUGUCGGACAACGGCGGCUCGGCUGUCGGCCUUCUGUCUUACGAGACGCUGGUUCAUGCCGUGGCAGGUGCAAUGGGGAGUGUGACAGCUAUGACCGUCUUCUUUCCUCUGGACACGGCCAAAAGCAGACUGCAGGUGGAUGAGAAGCGAAAGUCUAACUCCACCCCCAUCAUCCUGGCUGAGAUUGUAAAGGAAGAAGGCCUUCAGUCUCUGUACAGAGGCUGGUUCCCAGUCAUCUCCAGCCUCUGCUGCUCCAACUUUGUCUACUUCUACACCUUCAACACGCUGAAGAAGCUGACGGCUUCUGGUCCAGGCAAGUCCAGACCUGGCAAAGACCUGCUCAUGGGGAUCGUGGCAGGGGUGGUGAAUGUGGUCCUGACCACUCCCAUGUGGGUGGUCAACACUCGGCUGAAGCUGCAGGGGGCAAAGUUCAGAAACGAAGACCUCCAGCAGACCCAGUACAAGGGCAUAUUUGAUGCUUUCUCACAGAUCAUAGCCACUGAGGGAGUGGGAACCCUGUGGAACAGCACUCUGCCCUCUCUCAUCCUCGUCCUCAACCCAGCUGUGCAGUUCAUGUUUUAUGAGGCCAUGAAGAGGAAGGCAGGCAAGGGAGGGAGGAAGAUAUCCUCAGCAGAGAUCUUUUUCAUCGGAGCCAUUGCCAAGGCCAUUGCUACCACUGCGACAUAUCCUCUUCAGACAGUUCAGGCCAUCCUGAGGUUCGGUCAGUACAAAGGUGAUGGCAAGGGUGGUGUGAUUGGAAGCCUCUCAAACAUUUUCUCCCUGCUCAUGGACAGAAUCAAGAGGAAUGGUGUUUUUGGUUUGUACAAAGGCCUGGAGGCCAAGCUGCUGCAGACGGUACUGACAGCUGCCCUCAUGUUUGUUGUGUACGAGAAGAUCACUGCCACCACCUUCAAAAUCAUGAGUCUGAACAAGAAACUGAAGAAGUGAACACACACCUACUUCAAUACAGUACAGCAUUAAUACACUCAUCGUAAGUAGGGUUUGUUAAUGCCAGAAAAUUAUACCAGUCACAUAAAAUGUUAUAAGAGAUGGGAUUGGUGCCUUUACGGAGCCAGAUUCAAACACUCGCCCAAAACAUGGAGAGUGGGGGUUAAUACUUGAAACUCUCCUUUGUUUUUUUUGUUAUUUUGUUUGUUUUUUGUUUUUGUUUUUUUUUUUCUGUUGUUGUUUUUUUAACCUUUAACUGGUUCCAUCUAUGCAGAUUGACCUUGAUUAUCAGCACUGGUGAAUGUCUCCUGACAUGGUGAUCUUACAGGAGCUGAAUUUUAUAACUAGUUGGGGAAAAAAAUUACAAUACUUUGUAAAAGAAAAGUUUGACAUUUGGUGGCAGGUAGAUAAGAUUAUUGACCUCACUCUCAUGUCAGCACAAUAAAUAUAAAGCUACCACCAUGAGUGGGAUUACCGGUCAGGCACAGCGGGCAACUGCUCAGGGGCCUCAGGCCCAGAGGCCUUAAAAGCCCCAGGUUUACUACAUAUCAUUUGGAUCUAUAUAAUUUGAUGAAUUGCAAAAUUGUUAGCAAUUUGUUCUACUAAAAUGAAAUAUCAACUCUGAUGGUUCCUGUCAUGGUCCUGACGGGUUUUGUCGCUUUGACAAAAUCUAGUUUUAAGACCUUCCAUCACAGAAGUGCAACCAACAAUUAUUUUCAAUAUCAAUACAUCUUAGUUAUUUUCUGUAAUAACUAAUUGAUUGCAAUGUCAGAAAAUAGUGGAAGAAGGUGCACUAUUAUUCCCUGGCGGCCAAGUUAGCGUAUUCAGACUGCUUUUUUUUGAUGACAAACAGUCAAAAACACAAAAAUAUUGAGUUUACUAUCAUAUAAAACUGAAACUACCAAAUAUUUGCAUUUAAGAAGCCAUACAAGUGAAUUUUUGGCAUUUCUGCUUAAAAAAUAAUCCAAAAAAUAAUCAAUUUUUGCCAGUGAAUUUUCUGACAACUGCCUAAUUUAUUAAUCAACUAAUCCUUUUCAGUUGCGGUGUACUGGUUGGUUUCUGGGGAAAUAAUGAAACUGUAGUGUACGAUGGGGGUCAAAAGGGACCGAAGAGCAGGGUUUUGCCCUGGGGCUUAAUCCACCCAUGGCUACCUUCAGCAGCUGGCUAAUUUAGCUUAGCACAAAGGAAAGGAAACAAGGGGAAACUGAAUCACCAUUACAAAUGUAAAGCUCAUUAAGUAACACGUUACUCGCUUGUUUAAUUCAUACGGAAACCUAAGUGUAAUAACCUAAAAACUCUACUGGUUGCCUGGCAAUCGGAGCUUUGUCGGGAUCAGUUGCCAUGGAAUCCGACCAGCGACUCGAGCAAUUAAGUGGUCCUGACUGAGAAAAAGACCGGUACAAAACCCUAUAAAACGGGGAUUUUUUUUGUUUUUUUUUUUUGUUUUUAAACUUCGAGAUACAACCAGCAUGUUAAUUGAUGAGCUUUAGAGGUGCUUGUAGGUGGAGUUUGUUACCUCUGGACAGAGCCAGGCUAGCGCCACUUAAAUCCCAGCAAGAAAGCAAAUGAGCAUAUUUCCCAAAAUGUCAUACUUUUUCUGUAACAUCAGGGGUUUGUUGCAAAUAAUGAGACCAAUAAAGUACCUACCUAUGUCUUGCCUUGAUUUAAGCCACUGGACCAUUCCGGACACGCACAGUCUUAUGUUUAACUAUGAAAUUAACUAAGUUUGAUGUUCUGCAAGAUUGAAAUCUCGUGAAAUCGCUACCAGAAGAUGCACAAGAUGUAAUUAUUAAACACAAAUGUGCAAAAUCUGCACCUACUUUUCAAGCUUCAGAAAGUUAUAAUUAUUAUUAUUUUUAACAGUUAGAAUAUAAUAGAGAUUGUAAUGAGUGCUUUACCCUACACUGAGAGUCUGAGAGUAAAGGUGACGUGUAAAAAUACUGUAGUAAGUGCCUCUAAAUUAUAUCACUUAAGAACUGUACUAUGAACUGAUGUAUUUGCUGUGAUGACGGCUGAUGAUUUAUACAAACCAUGAUGCACUGAGUUAUCAGUCUACAGUCUUCAUUAUUGUAUUGGUCAGUAUGAACGUUUUGCCCUGCAGCUGUCUCCAUUAUUUAUCCUGGUGUCCUGUCAGUAGUGGAGAGUAGUCGGGGCUUGCAGUAAUUUACAGUAUGUGUUUAUCACAGUGCUCACCCUGUGAGUUUUUGAAUGGAGGUUUGUGAAGCCACAGUUGAUUCACUGCUGUUGUUGCUGUUAAACUGGUUUUUCAAGCUGUUUACAUAUGAGUUGUAAUCACUACAACAGGUGCAACGCUUUGUGACUUCAUAUUUAUGAGAUUAUAGCCUUUUGACUGUUCAGUGGUGUAGCCUAGUUGCAAUUAUGUAGGAUACUGUUAAUUUACCAAAAACUAGAAAUGACACAUUUACCGGAUUGGAGCUCCUCUUCAUUAAGUUAGCUCAGUUGUGACAUGGACCUGGUUUCAGACCUUUUCUGUGCACUCAAGCACCUGCUGACUGGAAAUAACUCAUGUAUCUGUGUAUCAAUCGACUAGCAUUGAUUCCCUCCUGUUUAGUGUUGUGUAAGUUAGAAAUUGCCCUUAGUUUGGUUUCAAGAAUCAGAGGUGCACUUCAAUAACUCUGUAUGUCUUCGAUAGGUCAUA